AUGAUAAAUAAGAAAAAGAAAUUAGAUAAAUACCUUAGAAUUAAAUUUGUACUUGACUGCGCUAAAGGAAUUCAAUAUCUUCAUACUAAUGGUAUUAUGCAUAGGGAUAUUAAGACUGAUAAUGUAUUAGUUUUUUCAGUUGAUAAAGGUAUUCCAGUUAAUGCUAAGUUAACAGACUUUGGAUCUUCAAGAAAUGUUAAUAUGAUGAGGAGUAAUAUGACAUUUACAAAGGGUAUUGGAACACCAAUGUAUAUGGCACCAGAAGUUCUUGACCAAUCAAAAUAUUCUGAAAAAGCUGAUGUAUUUUCAUUUGCUAUCGUAAUGUAUGAAACCUUUAUUUGGGGUGCACCAUAUCCUAAAGACAUUUUCCCAUUUCCAUGGAAUAUUGCAGAAUUUAUUUCUCAGGGGAAUAGAAGGUCUCAGACAAAAGAUAUGCCUGAUUGGUAUUUCAAAAUUGUAAGUAUGGGGUGGGACCAACAACCAUUGAAUAGACCAAAGAUUGAUAAAGUCGUUGAAAUGAUUGAACAAAAUUACAGUGAAAAACUUCAAUAA
Messenger RNA from Entamoeba dispar SAW760, 552 nucleotides. RefSeq names its product proto-oncogene tyrosine protein kinase FER, putative. The transcript has a single exon. Gene Ontology annotation, molecular function: ATP binding; protein kinase activity. The record is from RefSeq and is a predicted model, not a curated record. The coding region runs from base 1 to 552 and encodes 183 amino acids. NCBI's taxonomy places the organism in Eukaryota, Evosea, Mastigamoebida, Endamoebidae. Gene Ontology annotation, biological process: protein phosphorylation.